Molecule: messenger RNA, 426 nt
Organism: Alternaria rosae
Lineage: Eukaryota; Fungi; Ascomycota; Dothideomycetes; Pleosporales; Pleosporaceae
Exons: 1
Coding region: 1-426 (141 amino acids)
Source: RefSeq, a predicted model, not a curated record
AUGUCUCUGGAAAAGCUAACGGUGUCUAUAAGGACAAGUGCGCUUAAAGCCCUCAAUGAGGUGUCGUAUGGCUCCGAACAUGGUUUCGGCGAACGAAUACUACCCCUGCAGAUGAAGUCUCGCACCUCCGGAUUCUCCAUCAAGCUGCCAAUUAUCUGUCGAUACGAAGACAUCAGACCGACGCUCUCACUCGACAAAGUAACAAAACGUGUGUGGGAUACCCUUUGCGGUCAUGUCGAAGAGGAGCGCAUCAUCAAGAUCAAGCUCGAUGACGGCACUGGAACCUAUGACGCAAGGCUCUCUCGACCAGGACGCGAACCGCUUGAACGUAAAAGGGCCGAAGUGGAACUUCAGUGGCAAGAGUACGAAGAAGCGAAGCAUGUGCUCAAAAAGGGUCUUGAGUGGAUGAAAGAGAAACUUGCAUGA